Messenger RNA from Onychostoma macrolepis, 2126 nucleotides. It is a transcript of the gene slc5a12, whose product is annotated as solute carrier family 5 member 12. Gene Ontology annotation, biological process: transmembrane transport; sodium ion transport. The transcript is spliced from 15 exons. Gene Ontology annotation, cellular component: membrane. Gene Ontology annotation, molecular function: symporter activity. The record is from RefSeq and is a predicted model, not a curated record. The coding region runs from base 7 to 1896 and encodes 629 amino acids. Lineage: Eukaryota; Metazoa; Chordata; Actinopteri; Cypriniformes; Cyprinidae.
UCAAGCAUGGAGGACAAAAGUCACACAGCGGGGACCUUCCAGGUUGGGGACUAUGUGGUGUUCGCCUCUCUGUUCGUGGUCUCCUCUGGUAUCGGGGUUUUCUUCGCUAUCAAAGAGAGGAAGAAAGCUUUGUCUAAAGAGUUUCUGGUUGGGGGCCGUGAGAUGUCCUGCGGGCCGGUGGCCCUUUCUCUCACCGCCAGCUUCAUGUCUGCGGUCACAGUGAUCGGGGCCCCGUCAGAUGUGUACAGAUACGGGGCCUCUUAUGUCAUCUUUGGGAUUGCCUACACGUUUGUGGUGUUUUUUACCGCUGAGCUCUUCCUGCCUGUGUUUUACAGAUCAGGCAUCACCAGUACAUACGAGUAUUUGGAGUUGCGGUUUUGUAAGCUUGUUCGAGUUGCAGCCACACUAAUUUAUAUCAUUCAGACGAUUCUGUACACUGCUGUGGUAGUUUAUGCUCCCGCUUUAGCUCUCAAUCAAGUGACAGGAUUCGAUCUUUGGGGAUCCAUAUUUGCCACUGGCAUUGUCUGCACUUUUUACUGUACAUUGGGUGGGCUGAAGGCUGUCGUCUGGACAGAUGCCUUCCAGAUGGUGGUGAUGGUGGUGGGGUUUCUCACGGUGCUGAUCCAGGGUGCGAGUCGAGCGGGAGGGAUCGAGUCUGCCUGGAGCACAGCUCGCUCUGGAGGCAGAAUGGAUGUCUUUGACUUUGACAUUAGUCCACUGAGGCGACACACGUUCUGGACGCUCACUGUAGGAGGCACCUUCACUUGGUUGGGCGUCUAUGGAGUAAACCAAUCAACCAUCCAGAGAUGCAUCUCUUGCAAAACAGAAGGUCAUGCACGCUGGGCUCUGUAUCUGAAUCUGCUGGGUCUGUGGAUCAUUCUGUUCUGUGCUGUGGUUUCUGGUCUGAUCAUGUAUGCGUUUUACUCUCGCUGUGACCCCUGGUCGGCUGGAUUGGUCUCUGCUCCAGACCAGCUCAUGCCAUAUUUUGUGAUGGAAAUUCUCGGUGCGUUUCCAGGACUGCCAGGCUUAUUUGUCGCGUGUGCGUUCAGUGGAACGCUGAGCACAGUAGCUGCCAGUAUCAAUGCUUUGGCCACGGUGACGUAUGAGGACUUUGUGAGCCAGUGUUUUAAAGAUCUGUCCAACCGAGCGGCCAACUGGAUCAGCAAAGCUCUGUGUGUGGUGUUUGGUGUGGCCUGCACUACUAUGGCCGUGGCUGCAUCAUAUAUGGGAGGAAUUGUGCAGGCGGCCCUCAGUAUCCACGGCAUGUGCGGCGGCCCAAUGCUGGGCCUGUUUUCUCUGGGAAUCCUGUUUCCUGUCACUAAUCUAAAGGGGGCAGUUGGGGGUCUGACCGUGGGCAUCGCUCUCUCGUUCUGGGUCGGUGUGGGGGCUUUCAUUUAUCCAGCACCCAGCAAUAACACACGUCCACUCGAACUCAACACUGCAGGCUGUAACUUCAAUCUCACAGCUGAUGGAUCCAACCAGACAUCAGUCACUGCGAGCGCUCUCACCUCUGACAGGUAUUGGCUGGCUGAUUCAUGGUACUCCAUGUCCUAUCUGUACUAUAGUGCAGUGGGCUUUAUUGGCACUGUAGCAGCAGGUCUACUCAUCACACUGCUGACGGGGCCAAUGGAUCCCAAAAAGAUAAAGCCAGGACUGACUCGAUCAAUGAAGGACGUCAUCUGCUUCUGCUCUGAUAAAUCCAGGCACACAGACUUUAGUGAAGACAAAGAGGAUUUGGGAGACUUUGGCAUGGCAUGGGAGAAACAUACAGACACGGAAGGUGUUAUAAAAAUGGAGGAGAAGGUCAAGAGCGAUAACGAUAACCUGCAUGAAAACGGUUACACUAAUGCCGCUUUUGACCAUAAUGAAACUAGUCAAGUUCAAGCAAAGCUUUAACUUGUUGACGUUGGUCACAUAAAAUGUUCAAUGAAGUCAAAGAAUGCAUUAACUAUUUAAUUUAAAAUAUACAAUUACAGAAAAGUGAGAUCCAACUCUGUUACAGACUUUUUUUUUUUUUUUGUACAAUUCUUGUAUGCAUACUGUUGCUUGCUUAACAUGUAAACAAGGGUGAAGAAGGAGUCACAUUAAUAGCCUUUAUAUCAUUACUAUAAACAAUAAAAUCAUGU